Helianthus annuus (common sunflower) is the source of this 1320-nucleotide messenger RNA. Its product is annotated as FK506-binding protein 5-like. NCBI's taxonomy places the organism in Eukaryota, Viridiplantae, Streptophyta, Magnoliopsida, Asterales, Asteraceae. The transcript has a single exon. The record is from RefSeq and is a predicted model, not a curated record. Bases 1 to 1320 code for a protein of 439 amino acids.
AUGCGUGUAAAAAAGUUAGAGUCUGAGAACAAAUCAUUGUUGAAGAAAAUUGAAACCGAUCAGACAGAGAUUGAUUUCUUGAAGGUGAGGGUGACAGAGUUAGAGGAAGAAAAGACGCGCAGAGAUAAGCAAAAGAAAUAUUUUGAAUUAAAGAACAAAGAACUUAAAGCUGCGAAAGCGUUGAAAGAACAUGAGUUUUAUAUGAUGAACAAGGUGAUAGAGAGUAUGCUCGGAAAGUCUAUUGAGCAGAAGUUUGAGGAAAUUCAAGUUGAAGAGGUAAGACCUAAAUGCCAAGCUGAACUUGAAGCUCAGUUGAAAGACAAAGGCAAGAAUGCUGAAAGCAGUGUUGCAGCUUCUGAAAGAUCAAUCGUUCCAUCUUUAGUCGUUGAAAAUCCUGUUCCUUUAACAGCUACAUCUGGUAUCUUUGAUGAAGAAGUGUUGAUUGAAGAUCUGGGUAAUGUUGAUGGAGAUGUAGAGGAUGAUAGUGAAGAGGACGACGAUGAGGAGAAUGAUGAUGAAGAGGAUGACGAUGAUGAAAAAGUCUUCUCUAUGAGUAGUCAUUGUUCUGAUGAUGACAAUGAUGACGAUGAUAAUCAGGGAGGUACUGGUGUUACAGUGACCGAAGCUUCCAAAGAACAAAACGUUGAUGAUUUAAUGAAUGAUAGUGCAAAUGAAGAAACAGAGGGAGCUGAUGGAGAGGGGGAGCAUGUUGAUGAUCAGAAUGUUGAUCAAGUUGAAAAGAUGAUUCUUCGAUUGGAACCUCAUGUUGAAGAAGGUGAAAUAAGGCAUACUUACACGUUGAGUGAAAUUCUGAAGAUGUCUAAUGUGAAUGAAAAUGAAUUCAAGUUUGAUUUCGAAGAAGAACUGAAUGCAUUCGAUAUCAACCAUCAACCAGAGUAUGAAUACAAAUAUGUUGAAGAUGCAGAUGUGUAUGACAGGGUUGAGGUUGAAGACUGUUCUGAUGAGGAGAAUGUUUCUGAAGAUACUUCUAAUUAUCUAACACUGAUGGAGUCCUUCACUGAGGAAAACAGGGAUGAACUGAGAAGGAAAGUCGCUGAGAUACUAAAAGAUAAGAAUUUCGAUGGUAUGCCAAAAGAUCUUCAGAAAGAAGAGCGUAAAAAGUGGUUCAAAGAUAGUCAUGAAAGAAAGUUCAAGAGACCGUUGAAGGCUGAACGUGAAAGAAAGAAGCUAGAGUACAAAGGGAAAUGGAUGAAGAUACAGGCUGAAGAGGAAAAGAAAAAAAGGAAAGAGAAUGAUAGGCUGAGGAACUUGCUGAGAAAGAAGCCUAAGCCAAGAGAUGAAAGUUUUAAGUCGCUAUGA